ACUCCCAGUGAUCAUGCUCGGCGCCGCUCUGCUCCAGCUUCUUGGUAGUCCUCUUGAGCACCGCAGACGGUUUCUUGUGCCAGUGCAGCUGCUCGGCCUGGUGACCCCAGAAGCUCUCGGGGUCGGUGAGCGAGUGGUGCUGCACCUGGUCCUGGGGAUGGUCGCGGUCUGCCAUAUUUGCUCAGGGACAGGCAGAGCCACGCGAAUAUUGAAUAGGUAUUCAGCUUUAGAGUCACUUAUAGAACGAGUUCAGUCAUCAAUACUGUCUGCGUCGUCGUCCGUCUCGAAUCAUUAAUGUCCUUGCCGUAUGGCCGGCCGUCCAGCAUCGACAUGGCAUGAUGUUGGUGCGCCUCGGCGACGGUUACCUAUACGACCGACCUUCGCCCCGCAUUCCCUUACCCCGACCGACGGCUCUCGGCUGGCUGGGCGUCCGGAGACUCAGCGCGGGGAAAUCCCAUUGGCCCGUCCCCUGUUCUUCUUUAUUGCCGAACACCCAUGGCAGCGUCCGAGAACUCGCAGGCGGCAUGACCCAAGCCAUAAAGAACCUAGAGAUAUCCUUACAUACCCAGAAAGGAAUCUAGACGUGGUUUCAAGUCGGGAACUGCCAAGAGCGGCUCGCCUCUUUCGAUGCCAAGUACUUCAAUGGUGGUUCCUUUGGUCCGACGUUGACGGCUCACUCACACAUCACGGUCGUCUUGAGCGAAAGCGAACGGUUAGGAUGGAGCCGAAACGUUUCCGCCCCGCCCUUUUAUUAUUUAUAUAUAUCGUAAAGAGAAGGAGUGUCAAGAACAAAUACGGAGUAACGGCAAAUAAUAAACAAGAAACCAAAGAGAGGCGAAUUGCGGCCAGGGGAUCUGUCCCAAUCUCGCUUAUUGGCCACCGCCGCCCCUUCCCCCUUUCCCAUUUGGGGUCUUCCUCCAUCCGAGAGAUUUAAUUCGAACUCUAAAAGAAAGGAGGGCUGUGUUGUCGCACCUUCCGUUUGGAUUUUAGAGACGAAUCCCACCUCAUCAUCAUCCCCUUCCAAAAGGAUGAUGGAUGGAACGACGGCCCCCCAGUAGUUUCGUGUAGAGAAAAAUGAACAUCUCCCACUUCCGUCAGAUUCCUUGCAUAUCAUCCCUUCCUUCCACGUUCCUUCUGGGGAUCUAGUGGUGUAGUCACCGUGACAUGACGCACACCAAGCU
This is a messenger RNA of Lasiosphaeria miniovina, 1181 nucleotides long. RefSeq lists its product as uncharacterized. The record is from RefSeq and is a predicted model, not a curated record. Lineage: Eukaryota; Fungi; Ascomycota; Sordariomycetes; Sordariales; Lasiosphaeriaceae. The transcript has 2 exons. Bases 308 to 934 code for a protein of 208 amino acids.